ACACGGCCAAGCUAUUGUGAUUAAGGGGACUACGCAUUGCUCAAUAGCGAGUACCCCUCCCUGGAUAAUGAUUGACUUUGGCGCGUUGGCUGCAUGUUGCUCCCGAUGCUGGAUUUGUGGAAAACUGAGGCAGCUCCGAUCGUGUACGUACAAAACCAAUGCAGUGUGUUUGAAGCGCACAAGGUUAGGGAUCGCCGUUAUAGCGCCAAACGGUUGUUCAAGUUUUGUAUACUGCAGCUAGAAGAGAGAAGGCUCUACCUCACCACAUCAACCUAAGUCAGAAAACACCCGGACACCCUCGUGCUUCAAGCAUUGAUUCACACAUACAGUCUACAUGUGUACGGGUAGAUUGGGCAAUGUCAUACAGCCCUGCAUGACAAUAUUCACUGCCAUUGACUAGCUAGGUACACUAGCAGUCUCGCAUCGUUGUAGGUUCAUAAAUACAGCCAACAAUUCAAACGGCUUGUGUGGGGCCAAUAAUUGAGGAUCUCUCUGCUGAUUGUACGGCCCGGUAGUAGUAUACCCACUGCCGAUUCGAGCGAGAGUAACUACCACGGACCGGCGGUAAGAAGAUAGACAAAUCAUGGAGCAAACCAAUGAGCAAGGAACGGGGGCUGCGAUGAUGGGGAGGCGGAUAGAAUUGGAGUGUCGAGGAAAAUGUCCGGAAAAGGUCAAAGAAUUAAAUUUGGACAAUUGCCGGAGUGACAAAGGAGCGAUCGAGGGAUUGAAUGAAAGUUACGAAUCUUUGGAAGUCCUAAGCCUCAUUAACACAGGAUUAACGACACUCAAAAACUUCCCUGCACUUCCCAAUCUCAGAAAGCUUGAAUUGAGUGAAAACAGAAUAUUGGCGGGUCUUGGGGUAUUGGUAAACUGUCCCAAAUUAACACAUAUAACUUUGAGCAAUAACAAAAUCAAAGAUCUGGACGCGUUACAGCCACUGACCAAACUAGAGAACCUACAGGCAAUAGACCUCUAUCACUGUGAGGUCACGAAUAUCGAAGGGUACAGAGAAAAGGUGUUUGAGCUCCUUCCGCAGCUGAAGUACUUGGACGGUCUGGACAGAUUCGACAAGGAGGAGAAUGAUUCAGAGGAAGAUGAUCUGGACGAUGUUGACUUGUCGGGCGAUGACAGCGGCUCGGAGAACGACGAUGAUGAUGAUGAAGAAGCCGGCGGUGAUAUCGUCGUAGAAGAUGAUUCUGACGAAGAUUCAGAUGAUGAUGAUGAAGCUAACGUCUACGUCAGCGACGAUGAUGAUGAUGACGACGACGAUGACGACGACGACGACGACGAUGAUGAUGACGAUGAUGAAGACGAAGAAGAUGAUGAAGAUGCGACGGGAGGAAAGGUCGAGGUAGAUGUCGACGAUGGAGAUAGCGAUAGCGGGUCAGAGGUCGGACUUGACUACCUCCAAAAGUCGGACCUUGUGGAUGAUGAAGAAGAUGAAGAAGAUUUCAACCCUGACGGUGAGGUCGAUGACGACGAUGAUCUUGACGAUGAUGAAGAUGACGUUCUACAAGCAGAAGAUCCAGAGCAGAGGGGUCAGAAACGGAAACGAGAUCCAAAUGAAGAAGACGAAGAAGAUGAUGAAUAAUUUCCAUGACAACCGUAAAUCGUUGUUUUAUAUUCUGUCCUCUCUUUUUUGUUUCAGUUUGUUUUAUUUUUGAGUGGAAAUUACUCACUUGGACACUUGUACAAAGAAAGACUAACGACUGGCAAAAAAAAAAAAAAAAAAACUUAAAAAAAAAAACCACAGGGAAUUGUGAGAUGCACUAUCCCACCGGACCAAGGGCAUGUACUGUUAUUGCGACUCUAAAAAAAAAAAAGACACUUUCCUCUCAUAAUCGGCAGGUAAACGUAAUGUUUGUAAUUCAGGUAAAUCGGGGGUACGGGGUACUGGAGAGGGGUCUUGAAGUUUGGGCAUUAUUCAUCUGACUAAAUGACGACUCUAAGAUGCCAUAGAGCUUAACACUUGUUAUGCCCCUUGGUCUUUGCCUUGGUGCCCUUUGACUUGUUAGUACGAAGGGUUGAUUUUCCUUAACGUGGGUGCCUUUUUUACUGACGGAAAGGUUGCCUUCAAGAUUUAACUUUUCAAGGCGGCUUUGGGGGUGUAGUGACAUUCAGAGGGAGGGGGGUGGGGAGUGAAUCGCUGCAGCCUUAUUGUCGUUCGGCAGCUUUUGAUCGGGGAUAAAGUUUUUUAUACGAGACCAAAGAGAUUUGGAAAAUGUCUUUUAUCGUUGAAUGAUGGGGAGUGCGUUUAGAUGUCACGUGAUGUCCAGAUCCCAGUGUUUUCUGGGGGAAGAAGAUUCGUUUUUUGAAUCAUUAAUUUUAUUAAGUCUUAUUUUCUUCGGUUGUUGCUAAUGUGAGUUUGAAUUGAUAUACCCCACUUGUACUAUCUUUAAAAUAUAAUAAUAUUUCUGUGGUUUUGACUAUGUAAAUUGUUUCCAUGGAAAAAUGCUGGCCAGCUUUGAAUUUUAAUUCAGUUUAAUUCUUGAGCUGGUGGUCUCGUUCGUCCUUCAUUUGAGGGACGGACAAAUAUUUUUUUCCGUUCUUCCUUUAUGACGGGAGAAAAAUGAAGUAGUUAUUGUAGAUAUGUGAAUUGAGCGAGAUGCUCCAACUACCAAAUAAUCUUGUUUUAUUAAUUCAAGAUCUUAAUAUCUGGGGUGCAUUUUGGCGUCUGUAACCAAAAACUGUUUUGGUCAAUGGCCAGUAAUCAACUAAUGGCAAGUUCAACUGAAACAGUUAUUGGUUAUGACCUCGAGAUUGCACCCCUGAAAACAAACAUUUCUGCAGCUUCUCAUUGCUUUCAGUUUGUCCUUGUUGCAAUUUAGAACGUUGAGAAUGCAGUCUGUGCACUGCUGCCCAAAGUGGAUUCGGCUACGCUGCCGAUUUAGCUGUUUAUCAAAGGUCAGCUGUCCCAUUGGUUGAUCUGGUUUAUUCGCCAUACAGGCAUGUCAUACGGAAUGGAUACUCUAUGUCCGUUGCUGACAUAGAGGGCGUGCAUGGCAGACAGUAAACAUGACUUAAUUGAGCUCCACUUUCUCAUUUUCCUUAGUUACAUAAACACCACUGGUGAUUUCAGGGGAAAUAUUGCAUAUUAUUAACUUUAUUUAGAAGCACAAUAUGGGAACAGUCAAAAUUGGUAUACACCGCUUAGCAACUGAAUUCUUUUUCAGAUGUUUUUAAAGUUCAACACUACUUAGGGUGAAGUUAGCAUAUCAAAGCAGCCGACACGCGCAACUUAAACACCAUGACCGUACCCGAAAACACAAUGAAGUGCAUCACUUUGCAUCCUUCACAUUAGCAGUUUUUUUCAUUUUUGUGUAAGUUCCUGAAACCAACCAAAAAAAUGUUUCAACAUUCGAAUGGACAUGUAGGCUUAUUCUGAACCACAGAAAAAAACCAAGAGUUCAAUUGCCGCUUUACAGAUUUUACUGAUUGAAGAAACAUUCCAAGGGCCUUAUUACAGUUCAUUGUUUUUAAGCCAAUUCAUCAAAAUUUGGGUCCACGUUUUUGGAUAAAAACCUUGGGAGAAGUCUUUGCCUGUGACUAUGCCAAGUAUUUGAAGACUAUUUGGUUAUAAGCAAGUUUUGUGAAGCAGUUGGGGGCAAAGAUUAUAGAGCGCCGCAAGAUGCGGAACUGAAGCUUUAUCUAUUGUUGGGACGUGAAAAUACGCAUGGGCGCCAUUUCAGCAAGUGAAUGUUUUGUUUCCCAUUGAUAGGAAUGGUCAUUGUCUGCACUGAUCUGCACUGAUCUACUGUUGUAUCCAAAGAAUUAUUUGCCGAAAUGGCGUCCAGUGGGAUUUCACAUUUCAGCCCAGGAGCCGCAUCUUGCGCCUUGCGGCACUCUAUAAUCAUUGGUUAGGGGUUUGUUAAAGGGGGGCGGGGCUUAAGAAGCAUCAAGCUUGUACAUGUGUAAGUAUGUAAACAGAGAUUGCAGUUUUGUUUUUUUUACAAUUUAGUACAUUUAGAAUAUAGACAUUGCUUAAUGCUCACACACAAAUGGAAAUUCUUGAUUUUUUUUAUUUUAUUUUCAUGUUGGUAGCGUUUCAGCGCAAAAGCUUUUGUCCCAGACAGAAAUCAUUGCUUAGCAAGUAUAUUUGAUAUAUUGUGCUCUUAACCACUAUCAUUAAAAGAAAAUGAAAGCAUAUUUUUUGGCAACAGUUUUUGUCUGAAAAGUAAUUUUGGCUGAAACACUAUGGUUGGUUGCACAACCAUGAGCACCAGUGCACCGUAGAAUAACACUUAGUAAUACUUGUAUAGUUUUAAGUUAUUAGUUACGUUUCUUUUGUUAUUUUUCUUAUUUUUAAACGGAAUAUUGUGGGUUUUUUUUUUUUUACAAGAUGCCCAAUUGUUAAAUUUCAAUCGUCAAUGAAUUUCAAAUUCUGUAAAAACUAGUAGUUCAACAAAAAUACUUAUUUCCAGAUCGUGGAGUAUGAACACAAGUGAUAAUUUAUAAUUUUGUUAUAAAAGUUAUUCUUUUGUUGAUGUAAACUUAAAGUUUAUUUUUUUUGGGGGGGGGCACAUGGGUCUGUUGAUUUAGUACAUUAAACCGUUAACAAUUAAGCUUCCAUAGCAACUGCUCCUUCAAAUUACCCAGUGUUAACAUUGCAAGAGACUUGUGCAAGUCUUUCGCCCGUUCUCAGUUCACCUUGUUAUAAUUUCAUUUUUUGUAAACACAUAACCUGGCUACCAUCAGUCACUUCAUGUAUUUUACAUCAAAUGGAUGUACCUGUAUGUAGUAUAUCAGCAUUAAGUCCAGAGUUAUCUGGUAGCCAGGUUAGCUCCUUUGAAGUUCAAUGAUCUUUCUUUCCUCGGAUGUAUAAUAUUGUACCCUUUAUUGUUGGAACAGUCCCAAGUUCGUGUCGACAGAAUGGAUGUUUUUUUUUCUGUUGUAAUAAAUUUUUAAGAAACCCAA
This is a messenger RNA of Asterias rubens (European starfish), 4914 nucleotides long. RefSeq names its product acidic leucine-rich nuclear phosphoprotein 32 family member A-like. The transcript is spliced from 8 exons. The coding region runs from base 584 to 1591 and encodes 335 amino acids. Gene Ontology annotation, cellular component: nucleus. The record is from RefSeq and is a predicted model, not a curated record. Lineage: Eukaryota; Metazoa; Echinodermata; Asteroidea; Forcipulatida; Asteriidae. Gene Ontology annotation, molecular function: histone binding.